AUGGCUGGGCCUCUGUGCAGCUCCCCAAGGCCCCUGCGGAUCGGGGGGCAGCUCUGCCGCGGCUAUGCCGCCAAGGAGCUGCGGUUUGGCGACGAGUGCCGCGCCAGCCUGCUGGCGGGCGUGGAGAAGCUGGCGGACGCGGUGCAGGUCACUCUGGGCCCCAAGGGCCGCAACGUGGUGAUUGAGCAGGCGUAUGGCGCCCCGAAGAUCACCAAGGACGGCGUGACUGUGGCCAAAGCCAUUGAGUUCAAGGACCGGUUCCAAAACGUGGGCGCCUCCCUGGUCAAGCAGGUUGCCAGCGCCACCAACGACGUGGCCGGCGACGGCACCACCACCGCCACGGUGCUGACGCGCGCCAUCCUGGUGGAGGGGUGCAAGAGCGUGGCGGCGGGCAUGAACCCCAUGGACCUGCGGCGCGGCAUCAACCUGGCGGUGGACCAUGUGGUGGCGGAGCUCAAGGCGCGCGCCAAGAUGAUCAGCACCACCGAGGAGAUCGCGCAGGUGGGCACCAUCUCCGCCAACGGCGAGCGCGAGAUUGGCGAGCUGAUUGCGCGGGCCAUGGAGAAGGUGGGCAAGGAGGGAGUGAUCACGGUGCAGGACGGCAAGACGCUGGAGAAUGAGCUGGAGGUGGUUGAGGGCAUGAAGUUUGACCGCGGCUACAUCUCGCCCUACUUUGUGACCGACCAGAAGACGAUGAAGUGCGAGCUGGAGGACCCCUUUGUGCUGAUCUGCGAGAAGAAGAUCUCUGGCGAGGACCUUGGGUUCAAGCUGGAGAAGGUGGAUGCCACCAUGCUGGGGCAGGCCAAGAAAGUGACCAUCAGCAAGGACGACACCGUGGUGCUCAACGGCGGCGGCUCCAAGGCGUCCAUCGCCGAGCGGUGCGACAUGAUCCGGCAGGCCAUGGAGAGCAGCACCAGCGACUACGACCGCGAGAAGCUGCAGGAGCGGCUGGCCAAGCUGAGCGGCGGCGUGGCGGUGCUCAAGGUGGGUGGCGCCAGCGAGGUGGAGGUGAGCGAGAAGAAGGACCGCAUCACCGACGCGCUCAACGCCACCAAGGCGGCGGUGGAGGAGGGCAUCGUGCCGGGGGGCGGCACCGCGCUGGUCUACGCCUCGCGCACGCUGGAGGCGGUCAAGGACAAGUGCGAGAACUUUGACCAGAAGGUGGGCGUGGAGAUCAUCCAGCGCGCCAUCCGCCGCCCCGCCAAGACCAUUGCCAACAACGCGGGGCUGGAGGGCGACGUGAUUGUGGGCAAGCUGCUGGAGCGGGAGGGGGACGAGAAUGUGGGGUUCAACGCGGCGGCGGGGAGGUUUGAGGACAUGGUGCGGGCGGGGGUGAUCGACCCCAUGAAGGUUGUGCGGACAGCGCUGCUGGACUCCGCCAGCGUGGCCAGCCUGCUGACCACCGCCGAGUGCAUCAUCACAGAGGCCCCCAAGAACGAGGCCCCCGCGGCGCCCGGCAUGGGCGGCAUGGGCGGCGGGAUGGACUUCUGA
Molecule: messenger RNA, 1491 nt
Organism: Chlorella variabilis
Lineage: Eukaryota; Viridiplantae; Chlorophyta; Trebouxiophyceae; Chlorellales; Chlorellaceae
Exons: 12
Coding region: 1-1491 (496 amino acids)
Biological process (GO): protein refolding
Cellular component (GO): cytosol; mitochondrion
Molecular function (GO): ATP binding; ATP-dependent protein folding chaperone
Source: RefSeq, a predicted model, not a curated record